UAAUAAUUAUUUUUAACAGCGCUAAUGUUCCACCCAACCAAAAUGUACCUUGAAUGUUAUGAGCCGACUCAGUUUGCUCAGCCAGAGUCUUCAAGAAAUAGCUUUGAAGUGAAUAAACCAUCUUUUACUGAUUAUUCUCAGCGAGAUUUUGGAAUGCCUUUACCAAUCUCAGAGAACUAUUACCCAAUAGUAGGAGAUAGCGAAGCUUACUUGACUCCUCCUCCAGUCAACUUGCUUUGCCAUCAAUUGUAUGUUGACAAUGAAAGUGACUUUGCUAAUCAACAUAUGAUGGUUCCACAACACCAAGCUCUUGUUUAUGAACUCCAGUGUCUUGAGAGUAAUUAUCAGAUGGACUUGAGUGGCUACUGCCUGUGUGAUUUAAACACUAAUCAGCCCAAACAACAAAUGCUCUGAUGUUCGUCUCAGAAUUCAACCUCUAAAGCCUCGUCUACAGCCAAGAAGCCUAGAUGAAUCCCUAAAAAUGAAAGUGAUAGUGUGACUCUGAAAGGAUACAGAUUCAAGUUCAAGUUUGAAAACACUUGCGGUAGAAAGAAGAAGAUCAUCCAGUGUCAAUACGAUGGCUGCUCAAAGGAGUUCACCAAGACCUGGAGCUUCCUAUAUCACGCUAGGAUGCAUGAGGGAGAGACUCCCUUUGAAUGAGACGUUUGUCACCGGAAAUUCAGCCAGAAGAGCAACCUCACUAAGCACAAGAAGCAUCACGUGCUGAAGACUAUAACCCAGAGGAAACAGUUCAAGUGAAGCCUGUGUCCUAAAGCAUACACUGAGAGAUAUAAUUUGAGAAAGCAUCUUAAAGCUGGCCACGGAAUCAAUGCAGACAGGAACCUUACCGUGUUCACCAGAGAAUAAGACAGAUCGGA
Moneuplotes crassus is the source of this 878-nucleotide messenger RNA. The record is from the annotation of a GenBank genome assembly. Lineage: Eukaryota; Ciliophora; Spirotrichea; Euplotida; Euplotidae.